Glarea lozoyensis ATCC 20868 is the source of this 4995-nucleotide messenger RNA. Its product is annotated as PAH2. Gene Ontology annotation, biological process: negative regulation of transcription by RNA polymerase II. Lineage: Eukaryota; Fungi; Ascomycota; Leotiomycetes; Helotiales; Helotiaceae. The record is from RefSeq and is a predicted model, not a curated record. Gene Ontology annotation, cellular component: Sin3-type complex; chromatin. Bases 1 to 4995 code for a protein of 1664 amino acids. The transcript has 7 exons. Gene Ontology annotation, molecular function: transcription corepressor activity.
AUGAACAACAUAGGGCCUGGCUUCGACCGCGAUCGAGCCGAACGAGAACGAGAGAAUGAUGAUCGGCGGAGGGCACAAGAAUCGUUACAGCAACAACAAGACCUCUUAGCACAACGUGAAAGGGAACAUAAUGAACGCCAGGAUCGUCAGGAACGCGAGAGGCAGCACCGAGACCACUUCCAGCCUGUCCCACCCCAUCAGAACGAUACUGCCUCGAUCCCAUUACAUCAACCUGUAGCUUCACGGUUGCCAGGUGCCAUCCAUAGUCCAGGUGGUUUGCUUGCAAAUCAUGGAGGUGCUCCUCCUCCUGGCCCUCUUGGUGCGCCGAGCGGUCCAGGAAAUGCCUUUGGAGGACCACUUCACAGUGACGCCAAUAGACCUCCUCAGCACAAUACAUCGAAUGCCGCUCCGAUACCACCCUUUGGCCCAGGUCUACUACAACUCAAUACAGGUCCGAAUCCACCAGCAGGCCCUCCUCAAGGCGGACCUCCCGGAUUCGGUGGACCAUUGCUACUUCAUUCACAGCAACAAGCGGCGCAACAAGCUCAGCAGCAGCAACAAGACGCGGCGAGAAUGCAAGGACUUUCGUUUGGAGCGCAGAUACCACAAGGACAUCAGAUGCCAGGUGCCCCAGCUUUGGGGCAAGGUGGACAGCAGCCUAUUCUGAAUGAUGCCUUGAGUUACUUGGAUCAAGUCAAGGUUCAGUUUGCGGACCAACCUGAUGUUUACAAUCGAUUUCUGGACAUCAUGAAAGAUUUUAAGAGUCAAGCUAUUGAUACUCCAGGGGUCAUCAAUCGCGUGUCCGAACUAUUCGCUGGCCAUCCGAACCUGAUACAAGGCUUCAACACGUUCCUACCACCUGGAUACCGUAUCGAGUGCGGUGCAGGAAAUGAUCCAAAUACCAUUCGAGUCACAACGCCCAUGGGAACUACAGUACAAUCGAUAACCGGCGCUGGACGCGCGUUACCAGAAGCAGUUAUGGGGCCAGGAAGUUCGAACAAUGGCUACUAUGGCGCACAGCGGCAUGGCAACUGGCAACAACAGCAGCCACAACACAGUAUCGAGAGUCCGGAGGCGGUUUUCAGUCCACAAAAUCAGAAUGUGACCCCGGCAUACGGUCAUGCUCAAAAUCAGAAUAAUGUCUAUGAGAACCAACAAGCUGCUGCUGCUGUGCACCACCAGCAACAAAGAGGAGUAUCACAACUUACGAACGCGGUAGCAACUUUGGGUCAACCUCCCAGGAAUGCACAAACUCCUACACCAGGUGCUCAAAUUAUGAAUGGUGCUGGUAUUCGAGAGAUGGAGAAACAGCGUGGAGGACCUGUUGAAUUCAACCAUGCCAUUAGUUACGUAAACAAGAUAAAGAAUCGAUUUCAGGACCGUCCAGAAAUUUACAAACAGUUCUUGGAAAUCCUACAAACUUAUCAGAGAGAAUCGAAGCCAAUACAAGACGUCUACGCCCAGGUUACACAUCUGUUCAACACAGCGCCAGAUCUCUUGGAGGACUUCAAACAGUUUCUACCGGAGUCUGCAGCGCAUGCUAAAGCGGCUGCUGCAAAGAUGGCAGCCGAGCAAGAAGCUGCCGCAGCCUUGUCUGCGAAUCAAACACCGCAGACGUCCUACGCAAGGGGUGAAGCAAAGCUGCCACCAGUAGGCAAUUUCGCAGUCCCGGCCAGCAGCACCAAGGAGAAUAAGAAACGCAACCGAAAUAAUCAGCAAGCACCUACUCCUCAGAUAACAAUGGCUGAAAAUUCCAGAACGGGCGGACUAGGUGGGCCAGGUAACAAGAGAGCAAAGUUAACCCACAACAAGCAAAAUGCACCGGAUGCGCCUGCCGUUUCGCCAACUCUGACACCAGUCCUUCCUGAACCUCUUCCUCCAACUUCAACAUCAGCUGCUUCAUCAGAGGAGCUCGCUUUCUUCGAUCGUGUCAAAAAAUACAUUGGUAACAAAUCCACCAUGAAUGAGUUCUUGAAGCUUUGCAACCUGUUUUCGCAGGAUCUUAUCGAUCGAAAUGUUCUCGUACAUAAAGUCAGCGCAUUCAUCGGUGGGAACCCUGAUUUGAUGAGUUGGUUUAGAUCGUUUGUUGGGUAUGAAGGUCAGGAUGAGGUUAUUGACAACAGACCAAAGCCGCCUACAGGUCGUGUCUCUUUGAGUAACUGCAGGGGUUUAGGUCCAAGUUAUCGUUUGCUACCAAGAAGGGUACGUACAUUAUUUCUUACUAUUCUAAUCCUUGUGCGGUCAUUGUUCGCUGGCUGGGAAACCAUGGUCUGGCAAAGUUGCUAUUGUUGCCAUUUGGUAUUGUCGAAUCUUCAGCUUCACUUUAAUGCGACAAUUUCGAAUUGCCACAUUAGCUUGAAUUCCAACAACUGGUCAAUAUUCGAAGACCGCGAGUACAGACACAUUCAUCGAACAUUGAUUUUACUUGUGUUCUUCACCAUGUAUUCACAAAAGAUUCCCAAUCCAGGAUUUGCUGCGGAGUGUCUCCUUCACGGCAAUUGUCUUGGCUUGGUAGACGAUUCCAACACCAACUACCUGUACAUACCACAUGGUCAAUGUAUCGUGCGCAACUACCAGGCAGCUAUGGCCUUGGUUGAGUCGAUUUCUUUAUCCGUGAAGCGCAAUAAGACCGAAGAGGAGGAACUGUUACAGAGCAAGCGCGCAAAAGCUGUAGCAAUUGCGGCUAAAUUGAAACCAUUGGUAGCAAGAGUUAACAAAUUCCAGGAACGUCUAAAACCUUGUAGCGGUCGAGACGAGAUGUGUAACGCUGUGUUAAAUGACGACUGGGCUUCCCACCCAACAUGGGCUUCAGAGGAUUCCGGCUUCGUUGCUCAUCGCAAAAAUGUCUUUGAAGAGGCACUUCACCGAAUCGAAGAGGAACGCCACGACUACGACUUCAAUAUCGAGGCCAACGCCAAGGUCAUCCAGCUUCUUGAACCUAUCGGCCAAACCCUCUUAUCUCUGAGCGCUGAAGAACGACGUGUUUUCCGUAUGCCGAUUGGCCUUGGUGGUCAGAGCCAGGCGAUCUACAAACGUGUGCUCAAGAAGAUCUAUGGGGAGCGAGGUCCUGAGGUCGCUUCCGAUCUCUUUAAGGAUCCAUGCGCAGUUCUGCCAAUCGUCUUGGCUCGAUUGAAGCAGAAGGAUGAAGAAUGGCGAUUUACCCAGCGCGAAUGGGAAAAGGUCUGGCACGCUCAAACAGAAUCUAUGUACCUCAAGAGUCUUGAUCACAUGGGCAUCCAAGCCAAGCAAUCCGACAAGAAACAUUUCGCCGCCAAACAUCUCGUCGAUGCCAUCAAAACCAAGCACGAAGAGCAGAGACGCCAACGCAGCCUCAAAGGCAGGGUACCGAAAUACCAGUUCUCCUACGAGUUUACAGAUCAGCAAGUCAUCACUGAUGUUGUACGAUUCAUGGUGCUCUAUGCCUCAAAUUCUACCCACCACAACAGCCACGAGCGCAAACGGAUUUCGGAUUUCUUUGAGAAGUUCGUUGGCAUAUUCUUUGAUGUUCCGCCAGAGGUUAUCGCAGAUAGUAUUGCCCACAUUGAUCGGGGGACGCCCGAUGAUGAGGAUGACGAUGCCACUCCGACUGAAUUGCCAAAUGGCGGUCGUGGUAGACGACAGGUCAACGGAAAGAAGAACGAUCUGCGACGAGGUGUGUUGGACAAGGGCCGAAAUGGCGUAAGAGGUCGUGCUCAAAAAGAGGGAAGUGCCACGGGCAGCAAGGAAUCAACACCGGAUGUUGAGUCUGUGGGCGAGGAAGAAUCUGCUGAGGCAGCUGAAGACCAAGCCGCCGGCGAAGUUACAAAUGACCGCUGGGCGACUGUACCACCUGGAGCUACAGCAGUGACUGGAUCACGAGAGAUGUCCGCUUCAGAUCUUAUGCUCAAGACCGACCAGCCAUAUAAGCGUAAUGACUACACGCUCUAUUGCAACCAGACAAUCUUUGUCUUUUUCAGCAUAUUCCAAACCCUCUAUCGCAGAUUGAAAGACAUCAAAGAGAGCGAGGAAGAAGCGAGAAAGGCAGGAGCUCGUGCUGCAGAGUUCAAACCAGCUCAAAGAAUUGGACUCCUUCCUCGUGGUGAGGACAAUGGUUUGCCAUCUUCAGAAGAGACAUAUUACUCCAAAGCAUUGAAUCUUAUUGAAGAAUACCUAAACGGCGAUGUUGAAGACGCAAAGUAUCACGACUGGCUUCGACGUCACUAUCUAAGCAAAGGGUGGACGCUGUAUACCAUCAUUGAUCUCUUGAAGACUCUUUGCCGGUUGGGCGCAACUUGCUCAAGUGUUGAUGCUAAGGAGAAGACGCCUGAUUUGAUUGAUCAAUUUUAUAUAAAUCGUCAAAAUCGCGAGACUACGUACAAUCUCGAAAUCAACAUGCGUAAGCAGGCAGAUAGGUAUAUCAAAGAUGGAGAUUUGUUCUCGAUUCGCUGGUAUCCCAAUAAGUCAGAAGCCACUGUCCAAUGGAUUAUGCGCGAUGAUACCACCUUUGAUCUCGAUGACAUGGAGCGUAUGGAGAAAUGGCAAUACUACACAUCUUCCUAUAUCCGCACCGAGCCUACCGAGGGCAUCCCACGUUCCCGUCUUCACAAGACCAUACUCACUCGCAACCGCGCAUCAGCAGACGCCCAUUUCGAAGAAGGCGGCGUUCUUCCAAAACCACUCGCAUACCAAGAAGAUCUCACCCUCCGCAUCUGCGUCAACACCUAUAAGAUGAUGUACAAGGCCGGCGGCUCUGAAUACUUCAUCUACACCGAUAAACCACUUUCCAUCGACCCAGAAACCAAAGUCAGCGCCGCCCGCGAACGACUCCAGAAGUUUGAGGAAGCUAGGUCUCAGCGCUUCAAGGAGAAAUUCGAGAAGAAUAACGCGUGGAUGAAGAACCUCAGCCAUGAUGAGGUGAGUAAGGUCAAUAUGGACUUUAAGAAGUGGACGGAGAAUGGCAUCGUUCCUGGGACUGAAGAGGUUGUCAAUGGGGAGGAUGUUGUUAUGGGAUCGUAG